Molecule: messenger RNA, 2194 nt
Organism: Lingula anatina
Lineage: Eukaryota; Metazoa; Brachiopoda; Lingulata; Lingulida; Lingulidae
Product: sortilin-related receptor
Biological process (GO): post-Golgi vesicle-mediated transport
Cellular component (GO): Golgi apparatus; membrane
Molecular function (GO): protein binding
Source: RefSeq, a predicted model, not a curated record
UCCCUCACAGCAGACUCCCAUCAUAACCAAUCCCAGAUACUCUGGGUUUCCCACAAUGGAGGCCCUUUCUCCCGUGCACGGUUUCCAACCAGCUUACAUGGAUUGGACUACUACAUAGCUGAUGCCUCAGAAGACCAGGUAUUUGCCUGUGUGAACCACAACGCCACCCUCACACACCUGUACAUCUCAGAUGCCAGUGGCACCAACUUCUCCCUGUCCCUGGAGAGGGUGGUCUACUUCAACCCCAAGGGAGCUCUGAAGGACACUUGGUUAAGGUAUUUUGCUGACGAAUCCUUUGCUGACAUUCACCGUGUUGACGGGCUGCGUGGGAUAUACAUCGCCUCUCAGCUGGCCAAUGGCACCCUGGAUCCUGACAGACAGGUUACCCUGAUCACUUAUGACAAGGGAGGUAUGUGGGAGAGGAUAAAUGCUCCGUAUCAGGACAGUGAAGGAAACCACACUCAUUGUUAUAGGUUCAUGGACUGCUCUCUCCACCUCACCCAGCGACUUCAGCAGUUGUACCCACGGUCCCGCACAGCUGAGAUCUUGAGCAAGGCGUCAGCACCAGGCCUCAUUAUGGCUACUGGGGUCACCAAUGUGACAUCGUCACUGCGAGAUCACUUACCCAAUAUAUAUCUCACGACAGAUGCUGGGGCCAACUGGAAAGAGGUACUGAAGGGCCAGCACUUCUACAACUUUGGUGACCAUGGCGGGUUAAUAGUGGCCGUCCGACAGUAUGAAAUGACCAAUGAAAUUUUAUACUCAUGGAAUGAAGGAGAAAGCUGGGAAGUUUUGAUCUUUGGUCCUGAGAAGAUAAGGGUAUAUGGUGUGCUGACGGAGCCAGGGGAGCAUACCACCAUCUUCUCUGUGUUUGGCUCCAGGAGUCCCAUCCACAGUUGGCUCAUCAUCAAGGUCAAUCUGACCUUUGUGUUCAAUAACAUAGCCUGCAGGGGAGAUGACUACAAGGAGUGGACCCCCUCUGACCCCACAGAAGGACAUGGUAGGGGAUGCCUUUUGGGGCGCAAGGUGGUCUACAAUCGCAGAAGAGCUCAUGCCAAAUGCUUGAAUGGCAAUGACUUUGAUCGUCCAAUCAGACAAGAAAACUGUCUUUGCUUGAGGGCCGACUUUGAAUGUGACUUUGGCUUCAGACUGCAGUAUGGCUGGGCACCGCGGUCCUCCAACUGUCUGUAUGACGCAACAUCUGGCGUUGACGUCCACAGAGUGCCCACAAUCUGCCCCGAGGGAGGGACCUACUUUAGAACAAAAGGAUAUCGUAAAGUACCUGGAGAUACUUGUCAAGGAGGUGAUGAGGCGAGGUAUGGUCCAGAUAGACUGUUCUGCCCUGUUGGAGUAAAGCCAGAGUUUCUCCUGUACACCAGACGUACUGUGGUCCAGCGCUAUAUACUGGGGGACAAUACUACAGAGACCAUAGCUCUGCCCCACCUCUCCAACACCAUCGCUUUGGAGUAUGAUUAUAAAGGAAACUGUAUCUUCUGGGCAGAUAUCAGUGAGGAUUAUAUUAAGAGGAUGUGUCUCAAUGGCAGCGACACGGCAGAGGUUCUGGCAGAGGGACGACUGGAGUCUGUUGAAGGCCUUGCCUUGGAUUGGACCUCGGAGAACCUCUACUUUGUGGACGCAGGCCGUCGUGUGAUUGAGGUGAUGAAAACUGAUGGCAGAUUCCGUAGAGUUCUCAUUGAUGGCUCGCACAAUCAGAUCAUACCACACUCGAACAGUAAAGUUCUGGACAAACCCAGGGCCAUUGUGGCAGACCCAGCCCAUGGCUCUAUCUACUGGACGGACUGGUCAACAGAGCACCCGCAGAUUGUCAGAGCCUGGAUGAAUGGAGACCCAGAGUCCAUUCAGCGUAUUGUGUACAGUACACUAUAUGUGAAAUGGCCCAAUGGACUGACCAUCGAUGCCCAAGCUAGCAAGCUAUACUGGGCAGACGCCUACCUUGACCACAUACAGUACUCGGACCUGGAUGGCCGGAAUGUCCACACAGUGGUCAGUGGGCGUAGAUAUGCCCCUCAUCCUUACUCAAUAGCUGUGUAUAAGAAUGACAUCUACUGGACAGACUGGAUGUUACAAGGCAUCCUGGCAGCUGACAAGACCACUGGGGCGGGACUGCGGUACAUCAAGUCUGACCUGCCAAGGAUCAUGGACCUCAAGAUCUUCUCAAAGUCUUCCCAGGCCA